This is a messenger RNA of Cladocopium goreaui, 516 nucleotides long. Lineage: Eukaryota; Dinophyceae; Suessiales; Symbiodiniaceae. The record is from the annotation of a GenBank genome assembly.
AUGCCGCGUCGCAAAUUUGAACAAAUGCCUUUUGAACAUGAUGAUGGCCUUGAUUCCCCUAAGCGGAAGAAGGCAAAGGAGUGUGAUCCUAAGCCGCGCCGAACCAUGAAGCAGAAACAGCGCAGCUGGGUCCUGACUGGAUUGAAGCAUCUGCGAGCUCCAGCGGUGAUUGGCAUGCUUGCCAGCUUGGUCUUUGCGUGUGGUGGCUUGGAUUUCAGUGCCACGCAGCACUUUGAAACAUUUGCUGGGCGUAUGGAAGUCACAAAGGCUGAGAUGGAGGUGCGGGGGGGUGCACCACCUCCCCCCCCCAGCUGUGCCCAUCCAAGGUUUGCCCGUGCUUUGUCCAAGAUUCGCUCCAACAACAAGAGGAAGAUUCGAUCCCAGGCCAAGAAGUUCCUCAAAGAGGCAGCCAACACCAAAAAUCGCAUGGACAAGCGUCCACGUGAGAAUGCCCAUUGGGUUAAGCAUGCAGAUCUCAACCCAGUGUUUGCUUACUUAGUUGAAAAUGGAAAGUGA